UAGUACUUAAAUGUUUACAGGACAAACGAUUCUGUUGACAGAAUGUGUUUUGUUGUUCUCAAGUAACAGAGUAGACAGAAAUUAUAAUAUUUUUAUGCCUUUGAUUCAUUGACAUUUACAGUCUGAUACUUUUAAACACAUAUUUUUUCCAAACAUUUUAGCAUCAUUGUCCACAAGAUCACAUUCUUAGGAGUUAACAUUAAAGAUUUUGAAAUCUGAAAGUACAUCUGUUGCCUAUAUUUCAAGCCCACUACUGUAUCAUUUGUUUGUUCUACGGGAGUGCUUUGGCUUCUGAACAAAAUGAAAUUGAAAUUUAGGUCAAGAAAUUGUCAAAACAAAUGUUUGGUCAACUAUGCUAUGGAGGAACAGCUUAAACUGAAUUGCAGCAAGCAAAAGCCAUGUCAUGCUUGCAGUGGAAGCUGGUAGCUGAAUUGCCUGUGUUGUCCUGAACAUCCUAAACCUUUGGUACAAAUUGAAAUCAAUAACUGCAAUCCCCGUGCAGAUUUAAUGGAAGAACCAAAAGUGUUUGCUGUCAGCCCUGCUUCUCUUGAAAUUUAAAAAAUGGACUAGAAGGCCUAGAACGUGUGAUUGGAGUUUUUCCCCAGGGCAACGAGUUGACCAAGCAAAUUCAUUGUUCAUGUUGUGGUUCUUGUUCAUCUCACGUCUGUGUUAUCGACCCCCGAUGAUUAACCCGAUUCGCAGCGAAAACCGCCAUUUAAGGCCACAAACAUCGCUACCAAUAGUCGUGUCUUUGUUGCCUCAGUUCCAACGUUCGCUGGAAUUAUUGGCUUUCAUUACGAACCAAAUUCGUGGAAGAACACUGACACUAGAGUUAGAAACUCGUUCUUAGAAGCCAUAGAAUGAUUCAACUACGUCAGAAGCAUCUAAAAAUUGGCUAUUGUUCGCUAGGUAACCUCGAGUGCUCAAUGAAUCGCUAAGCUCCGCUCGAUGCUCUUCAGUAUGCAUGCGUGCUGAGCACAUCCAGUAUUCCUUAACAUGGAGAAAGGUGAACCUUUGUAGAUGUUGGAACGUGCCAUUCUAGACAGUCUCGACAUAGUGAAUUGGAAACUCCACUGUCUAUAAGGCUAACCACACGUUUCAGGAAAUCGCAUGUUGGAUUGCUGACAAAACAGAUCGCUUGGCUUCGGUGCAACAAGUUGGCCCACCUGGUCAGGCGAGACCUCCCUGCCGUCAGCUCGAUCAGAUGAAAGGGCUGAUUGUCGUAUACGUCAUGGCUGACUCUCCAAGAAAUGAAGAUAAAUCAAAGACACAGAAGAAUUUACGUCGAGGAAAGGCAUCUUUUGCGUGUUUACUUUGUACCUACAGUUCGGAUUGGCGCAGCAAUUUACGAAUGCACGCCGAGAGAGUCCACAAAGCAACGAUCGGUGUUCUCGAGUGCUGUGGCAUCACUUAUCCGGACAAGAAGGCCUUACGGCAGCAUAUAGCCGCCACUCAUACCUGGCGAUUUGUAUGCAAAGUCUGUGGAUGUUCUUUUACCCAACCAACUAGUCUCAGACGUCAUGUGACUAAACAAUCGUGUUUCAAAAAAUUCAUCUGCAGCAUCUGCGACUACGCCACUUCACGUAAAGAUUAUUGGGAUCACCAUAGUCAGCUGCAUAAAAUUGAAGGCAAUAAACACGAAUGCUCCUCGACUUCGUCAGCUCCUGUCGAUUCCCCUCAACAGAACAGUCCGUUAAAUGUUCAGUUGAAAGAAUCAUCGUUUACUUGUCCAAACUGCCCGUUUGAAACAAGGUGGGAACACAGUCUUCGGCGUCAUAAAAGGACCCAUUAUAGAAUAACUAUGGAAUCGUGUUGGACCAAUUUCAGUGACAAGAUGAACGGUCGAAAGCGUAUGGUCCACAAUCACCGACAAAAAAAUGGCGAUCUUUCAUUCCAAUGCGCAACUUGUAAUAAAGUGUUUAAAUCCGCGUAUCUGCUUCGACGGCACCAGCCGGUGCAUUCUGGUCAAAAGCCAUUCAAGUGCAAUUUCUGUGAUUACGCUUCUUCACGCCUUUGGAAUUUGAAUCACCACAAGGCACUUAGACAUAAAGAAGAUAAUCAACCAACAGCUCUCCCAUUGUCUAGUCAACCAAUACUGCCAGACAAUUUGCCUAGUGAAGGAGGUGUCGAAGUUCAGCAUGUUCCAUUAUUGCGUAAUUCACUUACACCAGUUGUUGACCAAAUGACGCUUGAACCAGAGCACGAACAAAUUGUCGUAGACGAACAUGACCUUUAUGACCUAAAACACGAAGCAAUGGAACCAAAUAAGAGUCCACAUUCCCAGCAGUUAUCGGUUUCUCAGUCUCCAUCAUAUCCGCUUAUUGACUCCAUGGAAGGUGGACCUGAUAAUUUAAAUCCGCAGACAUCACUGAGCUAUGGCAACGUUGAGGUAAUUUUUGGGUGUUUACUUGGAUAUGUUCCACUUUAUUGUCACCUGAAAAAUGAAGCUGCGUUCUUUUCUGAAUCCCUGAUCUUGUCGUUUUGCAUUAUUAUUGUGUUAAAUAAUAGGUUUGAUUUCAUUACGAUAGGUCAUGAUCGAAUCCAUACUACCCGACGUCGACGUAAAAUUCAAAAGAACUCGACUAAAGAAGCAGGCAAAUUUAACUGCACAGUGUGCCCUUUUAACACGAAAUGGCUCGCGGCCCUAAAGGGGCAUUUAAGGACACAUACGCAGCAGAACCUUUUUUCGCCUACGACGGCUUCAUCGGCCUCAUCGUCUGAAUCGCCAUUGAAUAAAAGCGCGGUGUUCACCUGCUUGCUGUGUCCAUACAGUACGAAAUGGAAAAAUAAUUUAAAAAUGCACGUGACCCGGAUGCACAAGAAAAAAAGAUGCAAAUGUACAACCUGUGGACGAAUUUUCGGUAACGUGUUUGUUCUCCAAAGCCAUCAGAAGAAUCACUUGCUUGUCAAGAAAUUCAAUUGUACCAUCUGUAAUUACGCGUCUUCGCAAAAGGGGCAUAUGGAGAAACACAUGAAAACACACAAACCUAAAGAGGAUUUCCAAUCGACCUCUUUGUCGAUUGAUCAGCCAGCUGGAUGCGACACAUCCUUAGAGGUUCGUCGAUUACGCAGCUCACGCGUUAUAGCUCCAGAAAGAGAAGAGAAUAGAUUAUCCAGGAAUGAUUCCAUUGAAAAUGGUCGACGAGGCGUAAAGAGAAAGCGGAAUUCGUUCGAUCCUAUUGUCGUGGAUGUGAGGACCGAAGAAAUGGUGCGAGGGUACGAACCAAAGGAUCAGCAACUGGAAGAAUCCCAGAGCGCUGAAUUCUCAUCUUCGGAGUCGGCUCGUUCGGUUCUUCCACCAAAACCACGACAGUCACUGCGAAGUUGUAGAUUGGCCGUUGAACCGGCUGCGCGUUCACCUAUAAAAGAUUCAUGUGGAAAUGUGCAGCCUCUGCCCUUGUCUGCGAUUGACUCUAUUUACGAAGAGGCCCGCCUGCUAAGAUCUCAGGCUUCACUAGUACAAACCGUUCCAUCUUUGCUGCCCCUGCUCUUGCGGCUACUAGAGCUUUCCUCCUCUGCAAUGAAUCAACUUCGUGCAAUUCAGGAGGUAGAAGUCCGAUCUCGAACCAUCGAAUGCUUUGAAUACGUGUGGAAUGCUUCCAAAAUAGCCAUAAUCCGCUGGGAUCACUUGAAAAACGCAAUGAAUCGUGAUACUUUGCUUAACGCCAUCAGAUAUGCCUUCGGAACACUUCCCGUCUUCAUCAACAUUGAGAAGAAUGAACAUCUCGAAAUGCUAGAAAGUGUCGUCUUACUAAGUUUCAAUACAGUUAAGAACUGGAAACAGCCGUCUGCAUAGUAGGCCAGCCAUAAAACUAGAGUUCAUCGUUGUUGUAUUCCUUUUCCAUUCACAACGGUUAGUUUAUCUCGUGAUCUCUACAAGUUCGCACAUCGUGAAUUAUAUGCUAAACCAAAUACUGACAAUAUACCUUCAAGUAAUUAACGUAUCAUCCACUUAAAACAAACUCAAAUGCCCUUUCCCCUCCAUAAGAGAAAUGACUUUUUUUAACUAAAAAUUUUUACUUUGAAAUCCGAUGAAAUCUUACCUGCUAUGACAAAACUAAACACCGAUUUCUAAUACAAUGUUAGUUUUUCGCCGA
Molecule: messenger RNA, 4097 nt
Organism: Daphnia carinata
Lineage: Eukaryota; Metazoa; Arthropoda; Branchiopoda; Diplostraca; Daphniidae
Product: zinc finger protein 33A-like
Exons: 13
Coding region: 1205-3796 (863 amino acids)
Biological process (GO): regulation of transcription by RNA polymerase II
Cellular component (GO): nucleus
Molecular function (GO): DNA-binding transcription activator activity, RNA polymerase II-specific; RNA polymerase II cis-regulatory region sequence-specific DNA binding
Source: RefSeq, a predicted model, not a curated record